Molecule: messenger RNA, 1896 nt
Organism: Ostertagia ostertagi
Lineage: Eukaryota; Metazoa; Nematoda; Chromadorea; Rhabditida; Trichostrongylidae
Source: the annotation of a GenBank genome assembly
AUGCUAUGGACCGGAAACGUGAUAAAAUCAAUUAUCUUUAUUUGUGAUGAGCGGAUUUCGACAUUUUGGAUGUUGGAACGGAAAAUUCCGUAUCAGAUUGCGUAUAUACUUUCAAGUAUGAAGAUAUAUCAUUGCAGAACGCACCUAUUUGGUGCUCCGGUAGAUGUUCAGCGACGUAAAUUGCAGGCCUCCCUGGCUAUCCGUUACUUCACAGUUACGACCGCAGGCACAGUCACUCUGGGUGGCACUGUACAUGCCUUCACGCAUACGUUCAUUCUCAUGGUUGAAGAUGGAAAAUAUAAGUUCGAGCAACUUCAUUUGAAAACCGUGGAACUGCUAGCAGCCAAGGCUGCCGCCUAUGGUUUACCAGCUGAAUCUGAUGACUAUCCCGAUAAGGAAGAAACGACGUGCGUAACUGGCGACUCAGUACUAGCGAGUGCACUUUGUUCCACAGUGCGGGAGGCUCGUAACAUGGAGUUGCCGCUGGUUGAGAAGCAAGAAGCUCCGGAGGUUGUGGCCCUCCGUGCAAAUAUGCAACGAUUACGACUUCUCAAGGAGCGAAUGAGUGUUUGCACUAAGACUAUGGCAGAGCUGCGUACGUCGUAUGCGAGCGUAACGGCUCGCACAUCCAGCCUCCACGACGCUUGUGAUCGAGCAUUGGCAUAUCAAACAGCACUUGCUGCAGGAGCUGAGCAGAUCCGAACGAAUUUGCAUUUUUUCAAGCAAGCCGAUAUCAUCAUGAAGAAACUAAACAAUACGACAAAAAUUUCUGUAACUGGACAAAUGUUCACUGGUAUCCUCGCCACGAUCGAUGAAUGUCUCACCUUUCUUCGUCAGCAUCCAGAGUAUAAGGAGUCUGCUGCUUACAUCGUAAAAUACGAGCAAUGCCUCAGUAGGGCGAUGACAUGGAUCCGUGUCGGAGUGAUGGCAGAUAUCGAGGCUUCUGUCAACGAUGUCAGAGAUCGACAGUUCCCGGAGCUUCAAGCAAUGCUGGCUGAGUGCCAGCAGGCUUACUUCAAUACUAGACAGCAACUUUUGACGCCAAUUAUUCAAGCUACUCUCGCUCACAUGUUUUCGAACACCUACGCAGACUCUUCUUGCGCCUUGACACGGAAUAGCUGUGCGUUCAUUUUGGGUCUUUGCGAUGACGAGUUUCGUCUUUAUCGGCAGUUCUUCUCAACGGGCCAGGUGUCAGGCGGUCCACCCCCAACUCCUUCAGUGGCGUCAGCCCGCACGCAACAUUCUGAUACCCCUCAUCCAUUUGAGGAGUUUAUAGAGGCAAUUUGCCGGUUGUUGUACGAUAUGUUGCGCCCGAUCGUGAUUCACAAUCCACAUUUGGAGACCUUAGCAGAGUUGUGUUCCAUUCUUAAGGUCGAAAUGAUCGAGGAAAGAUGCUCCGUGCUUCCGCCGAUUGUCGCUGAAGAAUGCACCUCAUUUGAUCCACGUGCGGGUUUUGUGCAUGUUAUUGGCGAACUUGUGGGAGAUGUGGCGGAGAGGAUUGUCUAUAGAGCUGUCCUAUAUGGUCAAACUGAUAUUGCUGGCUACAAGCCAGCGGCGGGAGAUCUGGCAUAUCCAGAGAAACUAGAGAUGAUGAAGAGUAUUGAGAUGGCCAAAAAGAAGGAAGACGAUGAAAAGGCCGAGAAGCAGGAGGCAGAUGGUGGAGGCAAUAUGCGCAAGAACUCGUCCUCGGCUAGACCAAGUCCUGCACCAAUUUCCGCUGUUGAUCUGCACUGUCUCUGGUAUCCAACUGUCCGUCGGACUGUCAUGUGCCUUGCAAAGUUGUACAGAUGUCUCGACGUGGCUGUUUUUCAAUCACUUGCUCGUGAUUUGUUGACAAUGUGCACCGAGUCCCUGGAGGCGGCAGCUCUACACAUUGCUGCGGCACCAUCCAAAAAG